AUGGCUAUCGUCCCGAUAAUGUCGACCCCCGAGGCCGUCGCGCCUGGCGCUUCGCAAAGCACCGAAGAGGUGACUGUUCAGAUGAAAAACGUCUCCAUUGACCCUGCGACGACGCCCGAGCGGACUCGUGUCGCUAGCACUUCAGUGCGCAUCACGGUUCCUAUUGACGCGACUUCGAGAACGGCUGUUGUCGCUCAGUCGGGGGUAUACUCCGAUCGAAAGCUCGUGCGUCGCGACAGCAUGGACCGUCGCGAAGCCCUGCUCAAGGGCAAGGAGGGUUCGCGGCAGCGACGGCGAUGGGAAAAUGAUCGCCUUCUGUCAAACCCUUGGGCUGUCCCUCCCCUGCCCUCUGACUGGGAAGUUCGUCCCACCUACCCUCGUCGAACCGUCCCUUACUAUCUCGCUCCCCUGUGGGAUGCCGCCGAGUUUCAGCGGACUGUCGAAUCCAAGCUCAGGGGUCGCCGGAACAGCAUCCGGUCCCACGGAAGACGCGUGCAGAACACCGGCAUGAGUCCCAUGGAGGAAGCGGCCACCAGCAUCCCGAAGGAAGUGCGAGCCAAACUCAAGCGCGCCAAAGCCGCCAAGGGAUUGCUUCAGGACCUGGAGGAGACGGUCCGAGCAUUCGUGCGCAAGUGGAACGAAAGAGAAAUCCGUCUAAGAAGAGAUGGUCUGCAUGACAUUCCUCUGACUAGUGACAGUGAGGACGAGGAAAUUGUUUUCAUAGGCAGAAAUGGUGCUAUGCACGAUUCACCUGGCAAGGAGCAGAGGGACAGGGGUGAAAUGGAAUGGGACGAGGAGGGCACCAUCGGCACUGAGAAAAUGGUCUUCGAGGGUCUGGAUAAAGACAAGGGUGCCGCCUUUGCGAGAUGGCUGGUGCAUUGCGUGGGCAGCUACUAUGGCUUGCGAACUUGGAGUGUUACGCGUGACAUCGAGGGUGAGGAGAAGAGAAGGCAAGCCUAUGUGGGCGUGGACAGUCGAGCAAGAGGAUUUCUGGGCCGAGGCGUCGAAGUCGGUCGCGAAAUCGAACUCCCACGGCCAUUGUGGGGGAUGGUGUAA
Messenger RNA from Cladophialophora psammophila CBS 110553, 1056 nucleotides. RefSeq lists its product as uncharacterized. Lineage: Eukaryota; Fungi; Ascomycota; Eurotiomycetes; Chaetothyriales; Herpotrichiellaceae. Bases 1 to 1056 code for a protein of 351 amino acids. The transcript is spliced from 2 exons. The record is from RefSeq and is a predicted model, not a curated record. Gene Ontology annotation, molecular function: nucleic acid binding.